Messenger RNA from Chaetura pelagica (chimney swift), 927 nucleotides. It is a transcript of the gene NFE2L3, whose product is annotated as nuclear factor, erythroid 2-like 3. The transcript has a single exon. Gene Ontology annotation, molecular function: DNA-binding transcription factor activity, RNA polymerase II-specific; RNA polymerase II cis-regulatory region sequence-specific DNA binding. Gene Ontology annotation, cellular component: nucleus. NCBI's taxonomy places the organism in Eukaryota, Metazoa, Chordata, Aves, Apodiformes, Apodidae. Bases 1 to 927 code for a protein of 308 amino acids. The record is from RefSeq and is a predicted model, not a curated record. Gene Ontology annotation, biological process: regulation of transcription by RNA polymerase II.
AUGGCCCAUGAUGAUAAUUUUGAUGAAAUUAAACUCGUGUCUUUGGCCUUGGAUGAAGGAUUUGAUCCUAUAGAAGUUUCUCAGCUGUUUGAAGAACCUGGCUCAGAUUUGGAGCUGUCUUUGAAUUCAAGUCACAGCACUGCCUCUUACUCAGUCUGGAGUGAAGGUGCCGUUGGGUACAACAGGAAUCUUAAACCUGUUUCUUUGCAUGACUUAGGAGCUGGUGGUGGCCAUAGCCAAGAAUCCAGUGAAUACAGCCAUGUGGAAUAUCCAGGUGAUUCAGAGUGUUCUAGAGAAGCCACAUUUCAGCAGUUUCUUCAUAACCACACUUCCUAUCAGCUGGCAAGUCAAGCAGCAUCCACUACAGAGUAUCACCACCAGGUGUGGAUGGAGAAACCAAAUGAAGUAAAGGGUAGGUGCUGUAAUUCUACUGAUAUAAACUUUAGCAGCAAUGAACACUGUGCAAAAGCUCUGAGAAUACCCUUUUCAGUAGAUGAAAUUGUGAGCAUGCCUGUCGACUCCUUCAACACCAUGCUAGCCAAGAAUCGUCUGACAGGUCCUCAGGUCUCACUCCUACGUGACAUCAGACGAAGAGGGAAGAACAAAGUUGCUGCCCAAAAUUGUCGUAAACGUAAGCUGAAUGUGAUUCUUAACUUAGAAGAAGAUGUAUGUAAUCUUCAAAGACAAAAGGAGAGCCUUAAAAAGGAACACUCUCAGUGUAGCAGAUCAAUCAGCCAGAUGAAGCAAAAGUUAAACAGCUUGCACCGUGACAUUUUCAGUAGAUUGAGGGAUGACCAAGGUAGACCUGUUAACCCAUGCAAAUAUGUCAUUCAUUGCAGUAAUGAUGGUGGUGUAUUCAUAAUACCCAAACACUUGGCCAAAUCAGAACAGAAACAAGGUAACAAAAAAGAGCAGAAAAAAAAUUAA